AUGUCUCUCAAAUCCCCAGAUACCAGAACAGGCAUACCCGAGCCAACUCCCAGCGCAAGCGUCAUUCUUAUCUCAUCCACAAAUGAAGUUCUUCUUCUCCAGCGUACCAAAACCUCCUCAUCCUUCCCAUCAGCCCAUGUAUUUCCAGGAGGGAAUCUCGCAUUACAAGAUGGAGACUGCCCACCCGCAGGGGAUCCAGAACGACACGAAGAUUCCAUCUGUUACCGAAGAGCCGCACUGAGAGAGCUCUUCGAAGAAAGCGGAGUUCUACUAGCCCGAGAUACAAGCUCUGGAGCGAUACUCACGAUUGACGAGAAAAGAAGGGAAGAAGGAAGAAAAGCCAUCCACAGUCAAGCCAUUACGUUCUUGGAAUGGCUAGCGAGGGAGAAUAAUGGCCGUGCCGCGGAGCCGGAUACAGAAAACCUGAUCCCUUUCACGCGCUGGAUUACACCGGCCGGCGUCCCUCAUCGCUAUACAACGCAGAUGUAUCUCUACUUCUUACCUAUACCCCGUGACCACGAGCAAGGUCUAGACACAGAGGUGGUCAUUCAUCCUUGCCAUGAUGGUGGAAUUGAGAUCACCGAUGCUCGGUUCCUGGAAUGCUCUGCCUGGCUCCGGAAGGCUCAGGCGGGACAAGCGAAACUUCUUCCGCCUCAAUAUUUUCUCCUGAGUUUAGCUUCGCAAUUUCUCGAUACAUGGACCCGCAGUCGUCAAUCGCUCGUUGCCCUUAGGCGACAGCGACGGAAAUUCCUCCAAUUCGUGAACGCGGGGUCUCUACCUUGGACGCAAAUCUGCAUUUCGCCAACAAUUGAUAGAAUCUUAUCUGAUGGGCGGGCCUUGGUUAGGCUGGAUAGUCCUGGUCCUGAGUUGGAGGGAUCUGGUCGGAGCGGAGUGAAGGACGUUGUUAUGUUAGCCAGGUUUGAAAAGGAGGGUCCGAGGGAUAUAGAGAUUAUUAAGGAAGACUUGACUAAGAAGAGCAAGUUAUAA
Penicillium samsonianum is the source of this 987-nucleotide messenger RNA. RefSeq names its product NUDIX hydrolase. Lineage: Eukaryota; Fungi; Ascomycota; Eurotiomycetes; Eurotiales; Aspergillaceae. The record is from RefSeq and is a predicted model, not a curated record. The transcript has 3 exons. Gene Ontology annotation, cellular component: mitochondrion. Gene Ontology annotation, molecular function: hydrolase activity, acting on acid anhydrides, in phosphorus-containing anhydrides. The coding region runs from base 1 to 987 and encodes 328 amino acids.